GGCGCCUGUUGGAUUUCCUAUUGUUUUUUUUGAGUACGCUUCAUAUUUUCUUUUGCCCACUUCACGAUAGAAUCAACCGUAAUAACAGAAUCUACGAUUUACUGGGAGGACAUUACAGGAAAUGGCAGCGCACGACUACUAUCUGGGCACACAAGGCGUCCAUGAACUUCUAGGAACAUCACCGUACAUGAACACGCCGCCUCCAUCAUAUUCUGCGCAUCCUUAUCUUCCACCACCACCACCACCGAAACAACAUAAUGGCUACACACCCCACCAACCAUAUCCCGAAAAACCAUCCCAACAACAAGCAAUGAUGGCACCCUACCCUCAAACACCACCACCAGGCGGCUACUUCGCCUCACCACCAUCAAUCCCACAACCGCAACCCCAACUCCAACGCCAACACAGCAGCUACCUCGGCGCCCCCCUUCAACCCUACAGAAGCCACUCUCAACCCGCCCGCCCGCCAUCACCACCACCACCAUCAUCACCACUACACAACCGCGACCGCGACCGCGACCGCUCUUCCUCGCGCCACCACAACCACAACCACUCCCGGCGCCACAAGCCCUCGAAAUCGCAUUCCUACGAUAAAUCCCACGACGAGUCGCACAAAACGCGCGACACCUUUCUCGGGGCGGGCGCAGGCACGCUCAUUGGUGAUGCCAUCUUUCCCGGUCUAGGUACGGCAGCGGGGCUGGUGCUGGGCGGCUAUGGGGGUCGCAAGUAUGCGCUUGAGAAGAGGAGGGGGGAUGAGGCGAGUGAUGGGGAGAAAGGAGGAAGACGGAAGAAGAAGGGGCAGGACGGGUGGGAUGAGAGGUGUAGGAUGGGUAGGAAGCGGUCGGCUGCACGAUAG
This is a messenger RNA of Bipolaris maydis ATCC 48331, 856 nucleotides long. Lineage: Eukaryota; Fungi; Ascomycota; Dothideomycetes; Pleosporales; Pleosporaceae. The record is from RefSeq and is a predicted model, not a curated record.